Puccinia triticina is the source of this 1371-nucleotide messenger RNA. RefSeq lists its product as uncharacterized. The record is from RefSeq and is a predicted model, not a curated record. Gene Ontology annotation, biological process: chitin catabolic process; carbohydrate metabolic process. Bases 1 to 1371 code for a protein of 456 amino acids. Gene Ontology annotation, molecular function: chitinase activity; chitin binding. NCBI's taxonomy places the organism in Eukaryota, Fungi, Basidiomycota, Pucciniomycetes, Pucciniales, Pucciniaceae. The transcript is spliced from 9 exons. Gene Ontology annotation, cellular component: extracellular region.
AUGGAUGGAUGCCCUAUCAUCCAUCUACAGCCAACCCUGGGCUUUGAGCUCACCCUUCCUCCGCACAUAAAUCGCGGGCCCAGCCCCAAGUGCUGCAAACAAACGUCAUCCACAGACAUGAAGAACUUCAUCAAUCACAUCGCCCCCAAAAUCCCAUUCCACACCCGUCCGGGCCACAAGCCUCCAUUACCACCCCGGCCGACCCACGCCCAAUCGACCGGACCACAAAACCCCCCAGAACCAGUGCUUGGAGGUUACUAUGCGAAUUGGACCGUGUAUUCCAAGCCGCCCUUUCCGCCUUCCCACGCAGCCUACUACCACCUAAAUACAAUCUUGUAUGCGUUUGCCAAGAUCAGUCCAAGCGGGGAGGUGUCCUUGUCGGAUCCCUGGGGCGAUAUUGAGAAACCGUUUGAGCCCUCUCUUGGGAGUCCAGAGUUUGAUCCGGGAUUCAAAGGCAAUCUGGGUGAGAUUGCAAUCAUGAAAUAUCGAAACACUAAACUGCGGUGCCAGCUCUCGGUCGGCGGUGCAGGAGCAGAGAUCACGAGCAGUUUCCAACGGAUCAUCAAGUCGGAACACGCCAUGCGUAAAUUUGCCCAUGAUUGUAAAGAACUCUGCAGAAAGUACGGCUUUGACGGGAUCGACGUUGAUUACGAGCAUCCCGAAAACACGGCCGAAGGGCGCGGUCUGCUAGAGUUACUCCGUCAUACUCGAGCGACUCUGGAUCAGCUGGCUCAUGAACUUGGUCGUCAAGAACGUUAUUUACUAUCAGUUGCUACCAGCAUGGGCGAAUGGUCCGCUACUCAUCUACCACUUCGCGAAAUGAACGAGGUUCUUGAUAGGAUUUAUCUAAUGACCUAUGAUGCAUCCGGGAGUUGGGAUAAAACACUGAAUCAUCAUGCCCCGCUUCACCCCCACAAUGGCAAGGGUCUCUCGGCAGCAUCGACGGUCCAGUUCUAUCAUUCACGCGGCGUGGCGCUACAUAAGCUCAUACUUGGAGUCCCGAUGUAUUCCCGCUCGUUCAUCACUAAAACUGGCAUAUGUGGACACCACUAUGAGCGUGUAUGUGGGCCCCAGGAAGAGGCCACAAGUGAAGGCACCCACAUGUACAAUACGCUUCCUCGACCCAACGCGACUGAAUAUCAUGACAGUCAACUGGGAGUGGCCUAUUCAUAUGACGGAAAAGAAUGGUGUUCAUAUGAUUCUCCCACCAGCAUGACUUGGAAGACUCAGUUCGUCCGCCAGCGGGGACUGGGGGGUGUGUUCUUUUGGGAACUGGCCGGCGGUCAUGUUGCUGCGAAACCUCCUCACCCGCGAGAUCUGGUCCCUGUAGCCUGGGAAGGACUAUAUAGCGGAAUUGCAGGUAGUUAUUGA